This is a messenger RNA of Aethalodelphis obliquidens (Pacific white-sided dolphin), 3063 nucleotides long. RefSeq names its product multidrug resistance-associated protein 4-like. Gene Ontology annotation, biological process: transmembrane transport. NCBI's taxonomy places the organism in Eukaryota, Metazoa, Chordata, Mammalia, Artiodactyla, Delphinidae. The record is from RefSeq and is a predicted model, not a curated record. Gene Ontology annotation, molecular function: ATP hydrolysis activity; ABC-type transporter activity; ATP binding. Gene Ontology annotation, cellular component: plasma membrane.
AUGUCCAGGGCACAGAUCUCGGCUCUGGUGUUUGGCGUCGGGGGCUUUGGUGCUCUCGUCGCUGCCACCGCGUCCAAUGAGUGGAAAGUAACUAACUACCCGAGCAUCCUCGGUGAUAACGGCCACUUGGGUUACCAGGGUCUGUGGAUGAACUGCGCAGGCGGCGUGGCUGGGGUAGACGCGGACGGAGCGGCCGCGGGUGCUCCACUCCAGGUUCCUACGGAGCGGAGGCGCCCGGGGCUCCAGACUCCCCGCCAGCGCCGGCAAGAUGCUGCCGGCGUACCCGGAGGUGCCGCCCAGCCCGCUGCAGGACGCGAACCUCUGCUCCCGCCUGUUCUGACUUUUCCGUUACUUGAUGAGGUAUCCCAGUGCAACCCUCAGCUGCCAUCAGAUGGUAAAACCGUAGUGGACGUGCAAGAUUUCACUACCUUUUGGGAUGAGUCGUCACUGUUGAGUGCUGUGCUGGGGGAGCUGCCCCCGAGCCAGGGGCUGGUCAGCGUGCACGGGAGGAUCGCGUAUGUUUCUCAGCAGCCCUGGGUGUUUUCAGAAACUCUGAGGAGUAAUAUUCUAUUUGGGAAGAAAUAUGAAAAAGAACGAUAUGAAAAAGUAAUAAAGGCUUGUGCUUUGAAAAAAGAUUUACAGCUUUUGGAGGAUGGAGACCUAACCGCGAUAGGAGACCGGGGAACCACGCUGAGUGGAGGCCAGAAAGCCCGGGUCAACCUCGCCAGAGCCGUGUAUCAGGAUGCAGACGUCUACCUCCUGGACGAUCCGCUCAGUGCAGUAGAUGCAGAAGUGAGCAGGCACCUGUUCGAGCUGUUUUCAGCUUGGAGCACCCCACUAACUGCUUUUGCACGCUGUACCUUUUACAUUUGUCGGUGUGUUUGUCAAGCCUUGUAUCAGAAGAUCGCAAUACUAGGGACUCAUCAGUCGCAGUACCUAAAAGCUGCAAGUCAGAUUCUGGUAUUGAAAGAUGGCAAAAUAGUGCAAAAGGGGACUUACACUACAUUUCCGAAAUCUGGGGUAGAUUUUGAAGAUAUCCUUUUAAAGAAGGUGAAUGAGCAGGCUGAACUGUCUCCAGUUCCAGGAACUCCCACUCUGAGGAAUCAGACCUCUGAGUCCUCAGUUUGGUCUCAACAGUCUUCCAGACCCUCGUUGCAAGAUGCCGCUCCAGAGGACCAAGAUACUGAGCAUAUACAGGUUACACUACCACUGGAGAGCUAUUCGGAGGGAAGAGUUCACUUUAAGACCUACAUGAAUUACUUCACAGCCGGUGCUCACUGGCUUACCAUCAUUUUCCUUCUUCUGCUAAACAUUGCAGCUCAGGUUGCCUACGUCCUUCAGGAUUGGUGGCUUUCAUACUGGGCGAGUGGACAGAGUACACUGUGUGCCGUGGUGAAUGGAAAAGGAAACCUGAUUGUGGUGCCUGAUCCCGACUGGUACUUCACAGUUUGUUCAGUUCUAACUGUAGGUACUGUCCUUUUCGGCAUCACAAGAUCUCUGUUGAUGUUCUGCGUUCUUGUUAAUUCUUCACAAAUUUGGCACAACAAAAUGUUGGAGUCCAUUUUGAGAGCUCCGGUAUUGUUCUUUGAUAGAAAUCCAAUAGGAAGAAUUUUGAAUCGUUUCUCCAAAGACGUUGGGCAUAUGGAUGACUUGCUGCCCCUGACAUUUCUUGAUUUCAUCCAGACGUUUCUCCUUGUGAUUGGCGUGGCAGGCGUGAUGGUGGCUGUGAUUCCUUGGACUGUGAUGCCCCUGGUUCCCCUUGGCAUCAUUUUCUUUGUUCUUCGGCAAUAUUUCUCAGAGACGUCAGGAGAUGUCAAACGCCUGGAAUGUGCAGCACAGAGCCUAGUGUUUUCCCACUUAGCAUCUUCCUUCCGGGGACUCUGGACCAUCCGGGCGAACAAUGCUGAACAGAAGUUUCAGGAACUGUUUGAUGCGCACCAGGACUCGCAUUCAGCUUUGGAUGCUGGUAAGGUGGGCCUGGCGCUGUCUCUCGCCCUCACGCUCACGGGGAUGACCCAGUGGUGCGUCUGGCAAAGCGUCAGAGUUGAGAAUAUGAUGAUUUCAGUAGAAAGAGUGAUUGAAUAUACAGACCUCGAGAAAGAAGCACCCUGGCAAUACUUCUUUCAUCUUCCACCACCAGCCUGGCCCCAUGAAGGACAGAUUUUCUUUCAAAAUAUUAACUUAAGGUUGGCAUUGUGGGAAGAACAGAGGCUGGAAAAAGUUCCCUCAUCGCUGCCCUUUUUAGACUGUCAGAACCUGAAGGUGAAAUUUCCGUCUACGGGAUCUUUUAAAGAAGCCAUCAAAAGUGUUCCUGGCAAAAUGGAUACUGAAUUAGCAGAAUCAGGAUCGAACUUCAGUGCUGGACAGAGACAACUGGUGUGUCUUGCUAGGACUAUUCUCAGGAAAAGUCAGAUAUUGAUUAUUGACAAAGCCACAUCAAAUGUGGACCCAAGAACUGAUGAGUUAAUACAAAUAGUCCAUGAGAAAUUUGUUCAGUGCACUGUGCUAACCAUCACAAACAGAUUGACCACCAUUAUUGACAGCGACAGGAUAAUGGUUUUGGAUUCAGGGAGACUAGAAGAAUACGAUAAGCCAUAUGAUUUGCUGCAAGAUAGAGACGGCCUGUUUUACAAGAUGGUGCAACAACUGGGCAAGGACGAGGCUGCAGCCCUCAUUGAAACAGUAGAACAGGUGCACUUCAAAAUGACAUAGACAGAUAUUACUCACAGUGACCAUGUGGUUAUGAACGCUUCCAAUGGACAGCCCUCAGCCUUAACAAUUUUUAAGUCAGCACCGUGAUUCUCCCAUGAGGUCAAGUCUAUUCCGAAGGUCAACCAAAGGAAGGGAGUUAACAAGAUCUGGGGACCCCGGAAGACUCAGAAAGGCAAAUUAUCCACUUGACACAUCUGAGUGGACAUUAGUUGACACCUCUCAGGCUGACCAGAUGCAGGACUACAAAGACCCAAAAAACCAAGAAUAAACUACAGGAGAUAAAUUUGUUACACUGUUUAUUUUGUCAUAAAGACACAGUAGAAAAUUAUAAUACACCUUCAGGCUGUUCUA